Messenger RNA from Aspergillus mulundensis, 798 nucleotides. RefSeq names its product oxidoreductase tpcG (gene tpcG). The record is from RefSeq and is a predicted model, not a curated record. Bases 1 to 798 code for a protein of 265 amino acids. The transcript has a single exon. Lineage: Eukaryota; Fungi; Ascomycota; Eurotiomycetes; Eurotiales; Aspergillaceae.
AUGCCAACAGCCUCCUACGCCGUCCUCGGAGCAACCGGCAAUACAGGCAGCGCCUUGGUCCAAAACCUGCUGCGCUCACCAGUUUCUCACAUCAACGCCUACUGCCGGAACAAGCUCAAGCUCCUGCGUCUCCUUCCUGAGCUCUCCGAGGCCCAAAAUGUGACUGUAUACGAAGGCUCCAUAAUCGAGCUCUCCUUGAUCACCGCAUGCAUCCGCAAUACCCACGCUGUAUUCCUAGCCGUAACAUCGAACGACAACAUCCCCGGUUGCCGACUGAGCCAGGACUCCGUACAGACGGUUCUGAGCGCCCUACAGCAAAUCCGAACUGAAGACGCAAUGGCAAGAAUGCCAAAACUCGUGCUCCUCUCUUCUGCAACACUCGACUCCCAUCUUUCCCACGCAAUGCCCUCAUGGUUCCUCCCCAUCAUGAAAACAGCCGCGAGCAACGUAUACACCGACCUUAUUAAAGCCGAGCAGAUGCUGCGCGCAAACGAGAGCUGGGUAACGAGUAUUUUCAUCAAGCCGGCUGGUCUGAGCGUUGACGUCCAGCGCGGCCAUAGGUUGACCUUUGACGAGCAGGAGUCGUUCAUCUCGUAUUUGGAUUUGGCGGCGGCGAUGCUGGAGGCGGCGGAUGAGACUGAUGGCAGGUAUGAUGGGCGCAAUGUCUCGGUCGUCAAUACGGGUGGCAAGGCCAGGUUUCCGUUGGGCACGCCGAUAUGUAUUGUGGUGGGACUGCUGAGGCAUUUCUUUCCUGGCUUGCAUGAGUAUCUGCCAACGACGGGGCCUGCUUUAGUGUAG